CUCAUUCAUUCCCCCGUGCGGCCGCCUGUGCUCCCGUGGCCCCAGCGGGGAUUCAGUCGGGGCGGGCGUUGAACGGCAUCGCGCUCGGGGUACGGAGCCGGAGUGGGCUCUCCUGCCGGUGGGAUGAGGAGUGAUUCGAGGGAGGGGACCCUGAGCGCCGCCAGGCAGCCUGCUGGAAAGCUGCCUCGGGGCCGAGGGGCCCUUGGCCGGCUCACCUGCAGCGCGGGCCUCCCCAUGGCGCCGGUGCGGCCUCAUUGGGUUUUCCUCCAGCGGGAGAGCCGGCAGCAGGGAUCUGGAAAGCAGCGUGCGACUCCCAGUUGCCCUGGGACUUGAGAGGCGAGGGUGCGGUGGGACCCAGCGGUGUGCAGAGAGAAGCAAGGGCGGGCGGGAGCUAGGAAACAGACUGGGCCAGCGUGGCUGGGGGAAGCCGAGGGUACCGGCCAGGGCCUGGAGAACUUUGUGUUUUAGCCCAAGAACCAUGGCAGAGCCCUGGAAAGAAUUUUAAGAUGAGUGUGUCCAUUCGGGUCAGUGUGGGUGAAGUGGGAGGAAAGGCCUGGGGUGGCCUCCGGGGCAGAGGGUGCUGGUUAGCCUGGCCGGAGGCUGUGGACACGGAGCGGUAGGUUCCCAGUGCGUUUUGAAGGGCGGGCAGGCAGGGCCCGGAGAUGCCGUGGCUUGGUGGGGCGUGUGGGGGUGGCCAGGCGGUGUUGGGGAUGACUCCCACAUUGCUGGCACGAGGAAAUGGAGGGAUGGAGAUGCCAUUUGCCACACUGGACGAUGGAGGAACAGGUUGAGGUCUGAGACGCUCGAGGGGCACGAUGGUGUGACAAGCGGGUGUGUGGGGGCCAAAUCCCACGAGAGAAGGGUUGGGAGAUGCAUCUGAGAGCCAGGGGCAUCUGGAUGCGGUUUCACACCCUGUGCCUCAGCUUUGUCAAGGUGCUCAGCUACUUGAGUGAGAUCCUCUCCACCAUGGCCAGACACCCUCGGAGCAGCAGGGCAUGGCACUUUGUCCUAAGUGCAGCUCGACGAGAUGCUGAUGCCCGGGCUGUGGCUCUGGCAGGCACCGCUGACUGGGGUUAUGACUCUGAUGGGCAGCACAGCGGUGCAGACUCUGACCCCGAGUGCCCGUCCCUGCCGCCAUCCGUCCCCAGCGCUGUGCCCGUGACCGGGGAGUCCUUCUGCACGUGCGAUGGCCAGAGCGAGGCCCCUCUCUGCGACAGCCUGCACACCGUGCGCCGGGGCAAGGACUGCCGCUGUGGAGAGGAGGACGAGUGUGAGCCCCAGGGCAGCGCCAGGUGGGGGGGCACCCGGGCCCAGGCGGUCACAGCCGGGGCUUCUUGUCUUGCAGACUUCGACUGGGUCUGGGACGAUCGGCACAAGUCCUCAGCUGCUCUGCUGAGCUGCGACGACCGCAAGGUCCACUUCCACACGGAGUACAGCUGUGGCACGGCGGCCGUCCGGGGCACCAAGGAGCUGGCUGAGGGCCAGCACUUCUGGGAGGUCAAGAUGACCUCGCCUGUUUACGGCACUGACAUGAUGGUGGGCAUCGGGACCUCGGACGUGGACUUGGACAAGUACCACCACACCUUCUGCAGCCUGCUAGGCCGCGACGAGGACAGCUGGGGCCUCUCCUACACGGGUGUGUGCCGGGGCCGGGGCCGGGGCCAGGCUGCCCGGGCUGCUGGGCUCACCCCGCUGCUGUCCCCAGGGCUCCUGCACCACAAGGGAGACAAGACGAGCUUCUCCUCGCGGUUCGGCCAGGGCUCCAUCAUCGGGGUGCACCUUGACAGCUGGCACGGCACGCUGACCUUCUUCAAGAACCGGAAGUGCAUAGGCGUGGCGGCCACCCGGCUGCGGAACAGGAGCUUCUACCCCAUGGUCUGCUCCACGGCCGCCAAGAGCAGCAUGAAGGUCAUCCGCUCCUGCGCCAGCCGCACCUCCCUGCAGUACCUGUGCUGCUACCGCCUGCGCCAGCUGCGCCCCAACUCGAGGGACACGCUCGAGGGCCUGCCCCUGCCGCCCGGCCUCAAGCAGGUGCUGCACGACAAGCUGGGCUGGGUGCUGAGCAUGAACUGCGGCCGCCGCAAGCCCCCUGCAUCCUCGCCCGCGGCGGCGGCCCACGGCGGCAGCCCCGAGCCCAGGCCCGGCCAGAGGAAGCGCCGCCGACGGACCUAGGCUGGCUCCCGCUGAGCACGGCCGGCUCGGGCCGGGACCGCCUUCCGUCCUUUCCUUCCGGCCACUCUCCCAGGCCACGGAGAGGAAGGAGUCGGGCCAAGGUCUGUCUGGGGUGGCCCGGCCACCUCGCAAGGUCACAGGCCGCGUGACCCUGACCAACCCUGCCUGGGAAGUGCCUGAGCCCCCCUGGCUUCCUGUGCCCAGUGGGGGCGGCCGCUGCCCACCCGAGCCUCCCGGGAGAGGGCGGCAGGCCCGGCCUGGGGCGGCCACUCUGAGCCCUGCCCGCUCCGGCUGCACCCGGGCCCCUGCCCUCCCGUGACCCACUCUGCAUGCUGCCCACUGCUCCUCUGUCCCGAGGACGUCCGAGUCCCUGUGAGAAACGUGGCGUUUACACAUCCGACCCCCGCAGAAGCCGUAAAAUUAAACAAAUCCAGACGAGG
Choloepus didactylus (southern two-toed sloth) is the source of this 2612-nucleotide messenger RNA. It is a transcript of the gene SPSB3, whose product is annotated as splA/ryanodine receptor domain and SOCS box containing 3. The transcript has 5 exons. NCBI's taxonomy places the organism in Eukaryota, Metazoa, Chordata, Mammalia, Pilosa, Megalonychidae. The record is from RefSeq and is a predicted model, not a curated record. Gene Ontology annotation, cellular component: SCF ubiquitin ligase complex. Bases 871 to 2172 code for a protein of 433 amino acids. Gene Ontology annotation, molecular function: protein binding. Gene Ontology annotation, biological process: proteasome-mediated ubiquitin-dependent protein catabolic process.